Molecule: messenger RNA, 3137 nt
Organism: Danaus plexippus (monarch butterfly)
Lineage: Eukaryota; Metazoa; Arthropoda; Insecta; Lepidoptera; Nymphalidae
Gene: Snx1
Product: sorting nexin-2-like
Exons: 10
Coding region: 120-1514 (464 amino acids)
Biological process (GO): early endosome to Golgi transport
Cellular component (GO): endosome membrane; endosome
Molecular function (GO): phosphatidylinositol binding
Source: RefSeq, a predicted model, not a curated record
GUCAUUCAUGUCAUCAGUCAUCACUUGGUUCAGUAAAGUUAUCUCUGUUUUUGCAAUUGAUUUAAAGUCGUGUUAAUAAGUUUUACCGUUGUUGCGGAAUCUCCUCAAAUCAGUAAACCAUGUCGGCGGAGACCGAUGCACCGUUCAAUAAUGUGGAAAUAAGUAACGAGAACCGGGAAGAGGAAGAUCUAUUCGCCUCGGCGGUACAGGAGGUCAGUCUAGAUCCUGAAAUUAAUGGUACCCAAGAUGGAUUAGAAAAGUCAACAAUAGAUGACAUUUCGGUUUCAUCACCCGCUACUAUUGGCAGUUCUAUUAUGGAGGAAAUAGCAACAGAACGUGCUAACAAUAUUAUAAUAACAAUAACCGAGCCUCAAAAGAUUGGUGAAGGGAUGAGCUCAUAUGUAGCCUACCGUGUCAUCACCAAAACAAACAUGCCAAUCUUUAGCAAAUUAGAUUUUGCGGUUCUAAGGCGAUUCUCCGAUUUUCUAGGACUUCAUGAGAAAUUGACCGAGAAAUACUUGCGCUCCGGUAGAAUUAUACCUCCAGCACCAGAAAAAAGUAUCAUGGGAACAACAAAGUUGAAGAUGUCAUCGACUCCGUCUACAGAGAGUGCUAAUGGCUCACCGUCGGUUCAAUCACAGUUUGUGGAACGAAGACGAGCUGCCCUGGAGAGGUUCCUGAACAGAGUAGCCCAACAUCCUGUACUGUGUAUUGAUCCCGAUUUCAGAGAGUUUUUGGAGUCUGACACUGAACUACCAAAGGCCACGAGUACCUCGGCGCUUAGUGGAGCUGGUAUGCUGCGACUCUUCAAUAAAGUUGGAGAAACAGUCAACAAGAUCACAUACAGGAUGGAUGAGUCCGAUCCUUGGUUCGAAGAGCGCGUGGCUCGUAUAGAGUCUCUGGAAAGCGGUCUACGGCGUCUGUGUGGGGCCUGCGAGGCGCUCGCUACUGAGAGACGUGAACUGGCGGGGCGAGCUCAUGAGGCGGCUCGGGCUAUCGCCGCCGCGGCCGCCGCGGACCCACACGCACCUCUAUCGCGAGCUCUCUCACACCUAUCCGAUCUACAUGAGAAAAUAGAACAUUUAAGGAAUGAACAAGCCAACACAGACUUCUAUGUUCUAACCGAACACAUCAAAGAUUAUCUCGGAUUAAUUGGUGCUAUCAAAGACGUGUUCCAUGAAAGAGUUAAGGUAUUCCAACACUGGCAACACUCACAAAUGCAGCUAACGAAGCGGAGGGAAAACAAAGCGAAAGCGGAACUGGCCAACCGUCCGGAGAAAAUCGAACAGGCCGCUAAUGAAAUUAUUGAGUGGGAGUCGAAAGUGGAACGCGGCCAGCAGGAGUUUGAUACAAUGUCGAGGGUCAUCAAGAAGGAACUGGAACGCUUUGAAGAGAUCCGCCUCGACCAGCUCAGAGACACGCUGCUGCGGUAUCUUGAUGAGCAUAUGAAACACCAGGCACAGGCUAUUCGGUACUGGGACGCUUUCCUUCCUGAGGCCCGCGCCAUCAAAUGAGUGACUCUAAUGGUGAAGAAAUAGCGUACGCCAAACAAAAUACCCUUUGAAUUUAUUGUAUUAAAAAUACACCCACAAUUGCAAUAUAUAACACUCAUUGACCACACUACCUUACAUUAUCUCUAAAAAAUUAUCACCAAACAAUAAUUAAUGAUUUACUUGUAUUAUAUCAUAAUAAAUACCUAAGAGAUAUACAACUGGCUAUUUUUAAACAUAUGUAUGUAUGUCCGUAUGUACUCGGUGAUAAAUGUAUAUGUUAUUGUAACAUUUUUAUCCAUUCACUGUUCUAAGUAAAUAUUUUUUUUUUUAUAAUAAUUAAGUUUACUCCAACGAUGUAUUAUUUUGGAAUUAUUGCAUUUGUUUUGAAAUUAUAUGUAUAUGUAAAUAAGAUGAUGUCGAAAAUAUGAAUAACCAACGAGGGGGGCGCACUAAACAAAUAGUGGAGUAUGGUAUGUAAGUGUAAUCUAGAUAGCACCAAGGAAUCUUAAUACAUGUGUCGGUAAGUGAUAAAUUAAUACCGUGUCUUUCCUCCUGUACAGUACUUCUAAAGCCUGGCUGUGUAAUAGAGAAGUAACUCAUUAAAAAUUAUUUUAUAUUUCAUCUGAUUAAUAACCUUGUUUUUGUCAUAUAAUUUUUUUUUUUUCAUAAUCUUAUAAACCUCCUCGGUGUUAUGAGUAAGGUAGAGGUUUUAUAUGAGGGACUAUUUAGUCACUUGUCAUUAGACUAUGGACUCUAGUUCCGCCAGCUUGAUGUAUCACAGAUUAAAUAAAUGUCCAUUGAUUUUUGUUCCGAUGUAGUCAUAAUAAAACAUUUUUUAGGAUGUAGAUUUUAUUAUUUAGUUUUAUAUUAUCAUGUACGCCAUGUCAGAAAAACCCUUACAUGAUGCAUAUGCUAAGCUUCUAUGUACUUCACUUCACAUUUCAAUAUAAGUGUCUUGUACGGAUUGAAGUUCGUUCAUCGACUUUAUUUUAUUUCAUAACUUGAACACUACCCCGCCAGCAAUAUGUAUACGAACUGGAAUCCACACAAAAUACUUAUUGUACAUUAUUUUUUAUAUUGUCACGUUAUCCUUUUUGUCACUGAAUAUGCACAAUUUUUUUUUAAACAUGGAUAAUAAUAUUUUGCAAGCGAAAACACUACCCGUAAUAUUGGAAGGAGUGGGGGGGGGUAACUUUAAUUUUCUUACUUUUUGUAUGAAUAGAAUCUAUUUAUAGUAGUCUUUAUUUUUAAAGUAUUUUAUUUUAUUCGAUGUGUUAGGAAUGUAAUCCAUUAGAUAAGAAAAAGUUACAUCUUCAUCUGAUAUUAAAUUUAAAUUAAUUGUAUUAUCUGUGCUACAGUUUUAUACAUACAGCCAAUUAAAAAAAAAAGAAUUCAUUAAUGGUCAACAAUGUACUUUUCACCUCAAAUAAAAAUAUUCCGUUUAAAAAUGUUAGUAAAUAUUAUUUACAUUAGUUAGUUAAAAUGUCGAAUCUAAUGUAUUCAUUAUUUUUUAUAUUGCCAAAUAUAUAUAGUGGUAAUUUGGUGUAACAGAGAGCUAAUUCUAAAUAAAUAUUGAAAAUAUGUUGAUUUCGAAUUAUAGAAAUUGUACUUUAUUCCAAUUAUAAAUAUUAUGUAAAUUUAUAA